Cavenderia fasciculata is the source of this 2076-nucleotide messenger RNA. RefSeq names its product actin related protein 8 (gene arpG). The record is from RefSeq and is a predicted model, not a curated record. Gene Ontology annotation, biological process: regulation of DNA-templated transcription; double-strand break repair. Gene Ontology annotation, cellular component: Ino80 complex. NCBI's taxonomy places the organism in Eukaryota, Evosea, Eumycetozoa, Acytosteliales, Cavenderiaceae. The coding region runs from base 1 to 2076 and encodes 691 amino acids. The transcript is spliced from 5 exons.
AUGGAGAGCAAAGUCAUUGUCAUUCAUCAUGGAUCCUAUUCACUAAAGAUUGGCUUGGCAUCUGAUGCUGCUCCGAAAAUCAUACCCAAUUGGAUAGCUAAACGAUUAAAGAUACCUCCAUCAUCAUCAUCAUCAUCGACUAUACCAAUACCAUCAAAUCAAUCUCAACAAACUGUAGAUAUAACAACUACGACAACUGAUGAUAGUAAUGAUAAUAAUGGUGUAAAGAUGGAAAUAAAACAAACAACAGGAGAAAAUGAACAACCGAGUAAAGAUGAUGUUGAAAUGAAAGAUAAUGACAAUGUUGAUGGUUCACAUCAGCCAUUGUCUCAGAAUACUACCAUUGUUCAUGAUGAAAAUAAUAAUAAUAAUCAAGAAGAUAGUACAAAACAACAACAACAAGAGGUAGAAGAUCAAUCUGGGAAACAGACGACUAGCCCUGCAAUUACAAUAGUAAAGACACCAUCACAAAGUCAAGAGAUUAUUCAAUAUAGAGUUGCAUCAAUUGAAUCUAUACAAAAAUAUAUUAAAGAUAAUAUAUCUAAUUUACCAUUACAUCCAAAUGAUCAAAAACACAACAACUACAAGUAUAUAAUUAUACCAGAAUCAAAAUUUAUUAGUGAAGAAAAGAUACCAAAGAAAAGGAAAAAGAAACCCAUGGUUGUUGAUAAUGGUAAACCACAACAACCAUUGUUUGAGAAACCAAUUAAUUUUGAACAAGACAACUUUUGCAUUGGAGACGAUGCCAUUGAAAUAUCAAAAGAUACCAAUGAUCAUUGGAUGGUAUAUCAACCCAUGUUAUCCCCAACUACAUUUAAUCUCGCCACUCAAUCUUCUUUUCAAGCUCUAUCAGCUGAUUUAAUUGAAAUGUGGAAAUAUGCAAUUCAAAGAUACCUAAAUAUUAAUCCACAAGAUUUAAAUAAUUAUGGAUGUGUAUACAUAAUUCCAGAUACAUUUGAUAAAAAAGAAGUCAAAGAAAUUACAUCUCUAUUAUUAUGUGAACUAAGAUUUACUAGUGUUUUAUUAUAUAGACAAUCAGUUUGUUCAUUAUUUGGAGCAGCAACUGGAACUGGAUGUGUAGUUGAUAUUGGGUAUAAACAAAUAUCGAUAGCAUGUGUAGACGAAGGGUAUUUGAUACCUCAAUCAAGAGUAUCACUUGGAUACGGUGGUGAGAAUAUAACUAAACUAUUGGAAUGGUUACUCUACAAAAACGAUUCAACACCAACACACAAACCAAUCCAUCAGUAUCCAUUCCCAAUCGAUCAAUGUAAUAUAACCAUCCCAUUCUAUUUAAAUUUAAUUGAUUCUAUUAAAAUCAAUAAUUUAAAUUUAUUUAUUAAUGAUGAAAAAAAGAUUAGACAAUCAAUUUGUAAAGUAAAAGAAACAAUUAAAUCAAAAAAAUAUAAAGUUUAUCAAUUCAAUGGCGACAUUGUAUUUAAAGUACCAGCACUAUCAUUAUUCUAUCCAAAAUCAUUUAAAGAAGAUGAAAUCAAUAAUGAACAGACAUCAACAAACAACAAUAAUGGAAACAACAAGAAUAUUGGAUCCUCCAAACAAUCGCAAUCAAGAAAAAAUAGAUUAGCAGAUUAUGAAGAAUUGUUUGAAGAGACAAUGAGUGAAAAGACAAGUAGUACCGAUCCAUUGUAUCCAUUGGACAAGGCGAUUUACAAAUCCAUCAAUAUGGUUGGUGAAAAGAUGGAUACUCGAAAAAAGUAUCUACAAAACAUGCAAUUGGUUGGAGGAGGAUCACAUAUCCCUGGCAUCCAAGAGAUUAUUAGAAAUCGAAUCAAUAUCAUUCAUCAACAAUACCAACAAUCAAAAUUUGAACAACAACAGCAACAGCAACAGAAUAAUCAACAACAAACAAAUAAUCAGCAACCACAACCAAUAAUAGAAGAAUUAAUAGUACUAUUUCCAACUACACAAAAACAUGAUAUUGAUCCAACGAUAAUGGGUUGGAAAGGUGGUGCUAUCAUUGGAUGUUUAGAAUCGAGCAGAGAGAUUUGGAUUACUCGUGAUGAAUGGAAAGGUGGUCAAAACUCUUCUUAUAUUUUAAAAGAAAAGUUAUCAUUCUAA